Messenger RNA from Aphidius gifuensis, 2388 nucleotides. RefSeq lists its product as uncharacterized. Gene Ontology annotation, biological process: cellular response to hydrogen peroxide. Bases 481 to 1383 code for a protein of 300 amino acids. The record is from RefSeq and is a predicted model, not a curated record. NCBI's taxonomy places the organism in Eukaryota, Metazoa, Arthropoda, Insecta, Hymenoptera, Braconidae. The transcript has 2 exons.
UGGAACAAACUAGAAAUAAAAUUGUAAAAUGGCUGACUGUUUAUUGCGCGCAGUUUUAUUUUCAUUGAUUAAUAAUAUUUACAUUGGCUAUCAGUAAUUAUUAAUACAUAAAAAAAAUCAUUGAUAAAAUAUUUAUAAGCUAAAUAUUGUUAAAAAAAUAACGACACGUUAAAUUAUUAGCUUUGUUUAUGAUAAAUAUUAUUAUUUGUGACAAAUUUAUAUAUUAUUAGUGACAUUAAACUUUCAAAAGUGUCGAGUAAUACAAUUUUUUUUUUUUUUCCUUUUUACAUACAAUUUAUUUAUAAUUUUUUGAUUAAAAAAAAAAAAAAGAAAAUAUUUUUUAUUUUGUUGGUUAAUUUGACAAUAAAUAAACUGAUACGUUUAAUGUUGUCAUUGUCAAGUGUCAAUUAUUGUUUAUCAACAGUUAUUGUUACAUCAUGAUGAAAUAUAUUUAUUGAUAAAAUCAAUUUGUUAAUAAUAAUGGCAGAAGAAAAUCUGCCAGCAAGCCUGGAAAAGCUUGAAAUUAAUCGUCUGUCAGUGAAUGGUUUACACAGCAGUGUAAAUAACGAAAUGUCAACAUCAACAAAUCCAUUUCGUUCAAGUGGACGAUGUACAACAAAAAUCGAUACAAAUUAUUUGUUUCGCAGAAGAUCAAUGCCAAAUAGACCAACGAUAAAUUUUACAAGUCCACGUGGUGUUAAAACAACAACAAUAUUUAAACCAUCAAAAUUUGAUAAACAACAAGAACAACAAAUGAAAAAAAAUACAAUAUUAAGAGAUGCUAUAUUAAAAUUAAAUAAUUCAAAUAAUUUAAAUACAACAGUUGAUGAUUUAGCAUGUAAAUUAUUUAAUAAAUUUGGUAAUGCAAUUGUUACAAAUGAUUUUAAGGCAUUACAUUUAAAUCAAGAUUCAAGAUUGAUUAAAGAUGAUACAAGUAUUAUUGAUAGUUUUAAUACAAGUAGUUUUCAACGUGCUAGAAGUAAUACAAUGCCAAGUUUAAAAAGAGGACCGGGUCCAGGUGGUGGUGUUGAUGCUGCUGGUGAUGCUGGCAAUAAUGAUAAUGAAAUUAAUAAUCCAUCAACAUCAACGUCAUUGUUGUUGUCGUCGUCAUCGUUGACGUCAUCAACUUCGUCAGCUACAUCAGCAGCAACAGCAACAUUAUCAACAACACCAUUGACAAAUGUUUUAUUUAGUGGUAAUGAUGAAAUUAUUAAUUCAACAACAAGUGGACAAUCAACAAGUAAUAAUACAUGUUCAAUACAAGCUAGAAUAUCACCACCAUCAUCUUGUGAUGUUACUAUUGAUGAACUUGCCAGUUAUUUUGAAGAAUUUGUUCAUAUUCCAAAGAAAAUGUCACACAUGGCCGAAAUGAUGUAUAUUUAAUUAUUAAAUAUUAUUAUUUUUAUUUCUUUAUAUAUUAUUAUUAAUAAUAUAUAUUCAACUUUAAUAUUCUUUUUCGUCAUUUUUAUUUUUAAAUUAAUUAAAGCUAAUUUAAUGAUUUAUUUAUAAAAUACAUACAGUCUUUAUUUUUAAAAAUUUCAAUUAGUCAAUACUUUUUUUUUUUCUUUCUUUUUUUUUUAGAAUCUCUAUUGUGAUUUUUCAUUUUUUUUUUUCCCUGAUAAUAUUUAAAUAAUUUUAAAAAAUUGAUACACUUGAAUUGAUUAUAUUUUUUCAUUUAAAUAGUUGAGUAAUAAUGAUUGAAUUUUUUUUUUUUAAAUUACAUAAUUGAGUGGGAUUUUAAAAAAUUAAUUUUUUUUAUUUUGAAAGGCUUUUUUAAAACACAUCACCAGGCUUGAUUUUUUUAUAAAAAAAAAAUUUUUAUUUAUUUAUCAAGUGUGUCAUUAACCAUUAAUAAUAAAAUUUAAAAUUUAUUAAUUAUUUUUAAAAAAUAUUAAAAUCAAUCAUUUUGUGUAUUUUAAAAUUAAAAAAAAAAGAAAAUGAAAUUCUGUAAAAAAAUAACAAAUUAUAUAUUUUUUUUUGUCUGUGUUUAUUAUUAUUAAUAUUAUAUUACAUUUUCAACGGUAUUAUGUAUGAAUAUAAUUUUUUUUCUUUUUUGUAUUAUAAUGUAAAAAUAAAUAAUAAUAAAGUGAGGAUAUUUAUUCUCGAAGUUUGUUUUUUUUUUUUCUUCUGUGUGGAUAUAUAAUAUAUAUUUUUUAAUAAAAUUAAAUUAUUGUAAAUAUGGAACUAUUAUAUUUAUCUGCAAUGAGUAUGAAUAAUUAAUACAAUAAUUUACAAAUUAAUCAUAAUAAAUUACGUCAUGAUAAUAAAUUUUCGGUGAAUUAAUUUUUUUCAAUUAUUAUUUCGAAUUAGUUUUGUAGCUUUAUUGUGGUUGUUAAUAAAAUUAAUAAUCGAAUAGAAUAUUUCGAGUGUUCAAGAAAAAGAAAAAAA